UAACAUCAGAAGUGUCAAUUAUGAGAUGCAUAAAAAUAUUUCACUUCCAAAACAUUAUACACAAAAGGUAAAGAUGUUUCUUAUGCAUCAUAUUAACAACAAAUCAGGAUGUGAUCUACUUAAUAAAUUAUUAAUACUUGACUUGGGUAAGAGAUAUGAUGCUGACACAGCUUUGAACCAUGAUUUUUGUUUUUGGAAAGAUCCCAUGCCAAGUAAUUUAACUAAUGCUAUAUCUCAAAUUAAAAAUCAUUGCCAUGAGAAUAGUAUGCUUCAACAGCAAAUUUUUUAA
Molecule: messenger RNA, 289 nt
Organism: Rhopalosiphum maidis (corn leaf aphid)
Lineage: Eukaryota; Metazoa; Arthropoda; Insecta; Hemiptera; Aphididae
Product: cyclin-dependent kinase 9-B-like
Exons: 2
Coding region: 26-289 (87 amino acids)
Source: RefSeq, a predicted model, not a curated record